AUGUUGAGGAACAGUACGAGAAGUGACUUGAAUUCUUCUGAUGGUAGAAGGAAAAGACAGUCUAUGUUUAUAGAUUCUUUGGUGGUGCCCCCAAGAAAUGACCUACAGAGAGUAAGAAAUAAUCACAGAAAUGUAGAGUCGCUGUCUAAGGAUAACAUACAAACGUCCCAUAGUGACAGCAGGUUGAGAAGAACUGUCCUUGUCGUAAAUGAAAGAAAUAAAAAAGAAGGACAAUUGACUGUGCCUCGUCUAGGUCCUAAUAGCAGAAAUGCGAAGAAUAGUAGUAGCAGUAGUACUACAGCCACGAUAUCGAACGUUAGGAGUGACUCUAAUUCCAGUAUAUCUUCAGUUGAUUCGGUCUUUUCUGCUAUUGAUAGCAACAUUCGUGACUUCCUGUAUGAACAAUUAGAAAAGACCGCAAGUUCCAGCCAAAUAGGUACAAGCUGCCCAAAGAAGAAAUCGUUCUACGUAAUAAAAGAUGAUAAACAAGACGGAGGAGCAUGGUUAGAAAUGAAAGAAGCAUCUGACCCGGAGUCAGAGGCCUCAUUUGCCUUUUCUAGAACACCGCUGGAAUUCUACUAG
Kazachstania africana CBS 2517 is the source of this 582-nucleotide messenger RNA. RefSeq lists its product as uncharacterized. The record is from RefSeq and is a predicted model, not a curated record. Lineage: Eukaryota; Fungi; Ascomycota; Saccharomycetes; Saccharomycetales; Saccharomycetaceae. The transcript has a single exon. Bases 1 to 582 code for a protein of 193 amino acids.